Messenger RNA from Morchella importuna, 330 nucleotides. RefSeq lists its product as uncharacterized. NCBI's taxonomy places the organism in Eukaryota, Fungi, Ascomycota, Pezizomycetes, Pezizales, Morchellaceae. The record is from RefSeq and is a predicted model, not a curated record. Bases 1 to 330 code for a protein of 109 amino acids. The transcript has a single exon.
AUGUGCUUCUACGAUCAGCAAAUCUUCUCCUGCAACGAUCACAAAUGGGGACGAUUCCGUGCCCACUGUAACAAGGAGUACCGAACCGGCGAAACCUGUGGCAUGAAGUUGAUAUACGAAGCUACUCGCGUCAAUGGCAAGUGCCAGAAUUGCAAGAAGUACGAAGUAACCUGGCGCAAGAUUGUUCAGGCUACUGAGCGAGUGGCCCGAUGGGAAGCCGAAGGAAUCAACCCCGUGUCGACCGAUAAGGAAAGGCUCAACAUUGCCGCGUGGCAAAAGGAGUUGAAGGAUAUGGAGCUUCUGAAGCAAACCAAAAUGCGAACGAUAUAA